This is a messenger RNA of Boleophthalmus pectinirostris (great blue-spotted mudskipper), 1493 nucleotides long. RefSeq names its product glycosyltransferase-like domain containing 1 (gene qtman). Gene Ontology annotation, molecular function: glycosyltransferase activity. Lineage: Eukaryota; Metazoa; Chordata; Actinopteri; Gobiiformes; Gobiidae. The record is from RefSeq and is a predicted model, not a curated record. The coding region runs from base 18 to 1277 and encodes 419 amino acids. The transcript is spliced from 11 exons.
UUCACAGAGACGCACUGAUGCAGGAAGUGGCAGGUCCUGGUCCGGUUCUGCUCUUGGAGCCGUUCUAUGGAGGGUCCCACAAACAGCUCAUGGAUCUUCUGGUCCAGGACUCGGACUGGACCCUGUGGACUCUGCCCUGCAAAAAAUGGCACUGGAGAUCCAGAACCUCGGCCCUGGUCUACAGCCAGAACCUGCCCCGGGACCACCACUACAGGGUCCUGUUCUGCUCGUCGGUCUUGAACCUGUGUGAGCUCGUGGCCCUGAGGCCGGACUUGGCCGGACUAAAGAAAGUCCUGUACUUCCACGAGAACCAGCUGGUCUAUCCCCGACAGAAACCCCAGAACCGGGACUUCCAGUACGGGUACAACCAGAUCCUGUCCUGUCUCGUUGCAGAUCAGGUCGUCUUUAACUCGCGGUUUAACUUGGACUCGUUCGUCGGGUCCGUGAGGUCCUUCCUGAACCAGAUCCCGGACUACAAACCUCAGGACCUCGAGUCCAAGAUCCGGUCCAAGUCCCGAGUCCUGUACUUCCCCCUGGACCUGCCCCAAGUCGAGCCAUUUCUUCCUGAGCACAAACGACAGAGACGCCCCCAAGUCCAGAGUCCCCAACAAUCUGAAGACCCAGACCAGGGUCCAGACCAGGGUCCAGACCAGGGUCCAGACCCGGUCCGGCCCCUGCACAUCGUGUGGCCUCACAGAUGGGAGCAUGACAAAGACCCGGCUCUGCUCUUCUGGGUCCUGCUCAGACUCAAAGACCGAGGUCUGGACUUCAGAGUCUCUGUUCUCGGGGAGCGGUUCUCCGAGGAGCCUGAGGUCUUUGCUGAAUCCAGGGAUCUUCUGGGGGACCACGUUCUUCACUGGGGCUUCGUCCAGAGCAAAGACGAGUUCUAUAAAGUCCUGGCCGAGUCCGACCUGGUCCUGUCCACCGCCAAGCACGAGUUCUACGGGGUCUCCAUGUUGGAGUCGGUUCACUGUGGGUGUUUUCCGUUGGUUCCAGACUCUUUGGUUUAUCCUGAAAUAUUCCCAGUCCAGUACAGGUUCAGGACUCCGGCUCAGCUCCUCAAGAAACUCACACGAUUCUGCAAAAGACCAGAACUUGUACGAACCCACACUGUGCAGGUGGACAUGUCUCGUUUCUCUUGGGCGACUCUCAAACCUCAGUUUUUGGACCUGCUGUCUGCACCUGUCAGCUCGCCCCUGCCUGCUCCUGUCAGCCCUGACAAACAGGAGCAGCACCUGUCUGAAGAUGGACAAACCCUCGGGGGAAAGACUCCGUGACAAAGACUCAUUUUUCUUGGAACUGUUUUGAUCUUUGGAGAUGUUCUGGACAAGACCUGAGGUGGACCUGAGGUGGAGACCUGAGGAGGAUCUGAUUAGGACCUGAGGUGGAGACCUGAGGUGGAGACCUGAGUUUUGGUCAGAUUCAGUUGUGUAAAAAACCUCUCUGACUCGUUUUAUGUUUGAAUAUUUUAAUAAAGUGAUUUUCAGGUAAAA